Molecule: messenger RNA, 1762 nt
Organism: Salvia splendens (bonfire salvia)
Lineage: Eukaryota; Viridiplantae; Streptophyta; Magnoliopsida; Lamiales; Lamiaceae
Product: BTB/POZ domain-containing protein At5g60050
Exons: 3
Coding region: 114-1622 (502 amino acids)
Molecular function (GO): protein binding
Source: RefSeq, a predicted model, not a curated record
UGUCUCUUAUCUAAAGGAGUCCCCACAUACCACAUUUAAUGCCCAUUGCCCACUGACACCCAGUGCGUGUUGUGUGUUUACUCCUUUUUGCGUGCUUCAGUCCCCUGAAUUCGAUGGCGUCUGAUAGCAAGAGCAAUAACGCCACCACCCACCACAAACCCAUGUCUUCAAGACUCCACCAGCAACAAUUAGUGUCCACAAUGAUCAAGCAGGGCUUCAUCUCCGACCCCUUCCUCUCCCCCUCUCGCCUCACUCCUCUCUCUCCUACCCCUCACCACCACCACCACCACAGCCCAACCCUCUUCGAGAUCAUGUCGGUCGACCCCAAUCCCGCUCUCGAAGCCCGCAAGAAGCUCCAAGAAAGGGUCUCCGCCGCCCUCUCCCAGGCCCCCUUCAAUAUCUCCACCCAAUGGGGGCCUGCCGACGUCACCCUCACAGUAGCGGGCCGCGCGGAGGCCGAUGAGCCGCCGUUCCGGGUCACCCUUGAUGUCCACCUACGCGUCUUGGCCGCCAAAAGCCGCUUCUUUUCCGACAAACUUCGCCGGAGCGGGACCCACUCUGUCGAGAUUCUCGAGUGCAAUGACGUGGCCGUCUAUGUGGAGGCUGUCGUCCUCAUGUACUCUGCCGAAUUGAAGACCAAGCUCCUCGGCAUGGCUGUCUCCAAGAUCUUGGCCCUUUUGAAGAUAUGUUGUGCAAUUAUGUUUGAGGAUGGGAUUAGGGCAUGUUUGGAGUAUCUGGAAGCAGUGCCAUGGUCUGAGGGAGAAGAGGAGAGUGUUGUUUCGCAUCUAAAUCAACUCCAGAUUGAUUGUUCAAGAGCAGAAACUGUGCUACAGAGAGUGGUAGCCGACCCUUCAACAUCUUCAAGGCUGGAGAGUGUCUUCUUGAAAUUGUCAUUAGGUGUCUUGCAGGCCAAAGAUGAAAAGGCCCGUAGAGAAAUGAAAGGGUUGAUAUCUCGACUACUAAAAGAAGAUGAUAAGGAUGGCCUUGAUAUCUCAAGAGAUGUAUUGUAUCAGCUUUGCCACAGGUGCCUAGGCUCUCUUGUUCUGUGCUUAUCUGGAACCACUGGCUUGGAUGAAAGCAGGCAAGACCGAGGAGCUAUAAUGGCUGAGAUUUCUCGAGAAGCUGAGAAUAUGCAGUGGAUUCUUGGCAUCCUUAUAGAGAGAAACUUGGGGGAAGAGUUUGUGGACUUAUGGGCUGACCAGAAGGAACUAGCACUUCUUCACUCCAAGAUACCUACUAUGUAUCGCCACGAAAUAAGCAAGAUCACUGCCCAACUCUGCAUUUCUAUUGGGAGAGGGCAGAUUCUAGUGCCCAAGGAGACUAGGUUUGCCUUGCUGUCGACUUGGUUGGAACCUCUUUACGACGAUUUUGGAUGGAUGAGAAUAGGGGGGAAACCUGUUGAUAGGAAAUUGAUUGAGGAAGGGCUUAGUCAAACAAUUCUUACUCUACCACUGCCUCAACAACAAUCGUUUUUGGUUAAGUGGUUUGAUAGGUUUCUUAACAAGGGCGACGAUUGUCCCAAUAUUCAGAGAGCGUUUGAAAUCUGGUGGAGAAGGGCUUUUGUGAAACAAUAUGCAAUUGAGUCGCAAUUGCAGCUAGCUGUCUGUGAUAUUCCAGACUGAUGGACCAAAUGAAGAUCCCAUGAAGCUUCCCCUGCUUGCUCAGUUCGCUGCAGGCAUCGAAGAACCCAUUUUGAGGGGAUAGCCCGCCACUCCCGUCAGUCCCAAAACUCACCAGAACUUGGCCUCCUUUGUAGUUAAAG